AUGGAUUUCACACGAGAUCAAAGCGUGGCCAAAAUUUUGGCCGGAUACCGAGACCCGCAUCUGCCAUGUAGUACCCCAACCAUUUCGACCCUGCCGGAAAACGUGUGCGGCUUCACGGACGUGUCCCUGAACGUUGACAGCAACGUAUUGGAUGCAGCGCUCGCAUCGCUGUUGAUCCACCUUGACGACGUGGCUGCAGUCAUCACGAAGGAGCAGGCAGCGACGGGUUACACAUCCCACUACUUGUACCGCUUGCUGGAAGCAUUUGACACUACAAAUGCUGCGCUGGGAUACCGGUUGUCUCUGGAAACGUGUUUUGGAUGGCUACGCACCUCGUGGGAAACAGAGAACUUCGCUCAGCGGUGGAGACACGACCGUUCUUGCUGCCGCUGUAACGCAGCUGCUGUCCUCGGUGUCAAGAAUGCAGCGGGCGCUGCAGAAGCUCGUCAAGAUUCAAGAACCGUCAUCGUCGGCUUCUCCAGGCAAUACCUCGUGUAG
Molecule: messenger RNA, 498 nt
Organism: Phytophthora nicotianae INRA-310
Lineage: Eukaryota; Oomycota; Peronosporomycetes; Peronosporales; Peronosporaceae
Exons: 2
Coding region: 1-498 (165 amino acids)
Source: RefSeq, a predicted model, not a curated record